CUCAGUCUAAGUCUGAAUAUAACCUUAAAUUUUAUCUAACAAACGUAAAUAAUUAAAUAUGUACAUCAAAUAAUUAUUUAAUAAGAGAAUAUUGUCGAAUAUGAUUUAAUGAAAUUCAUUCUAUUUAUAUACACAUAUAUUGAUAUCACGUGUUACAAAAAAAUCAUAUCAAAAUGAAACUUUCACGAGUCUUAUAUAGGCAACAUAUUGGGUUUAUGUUCAAAAAACAUUGGCUAGUUCAAGGCAGCCGCGUACCAAUUGAUACAGGCGUAGAAAAGUAUUUAAAAGAAAAGGGAAUUAAAGUGGAAGAUGCAUUGGAGUUUAUAAAGGAAGAACCAAGGACUUUUGACAGAAUCUCUGUCAUUGGAGCAUAUGAACCUCCACUUCCAUUAAAUGAAAAUCAUCCAGAAUAUAAGGAAAGACCAUGUCUGACAUUGAAAAGUACUAAUGUUUUGUUGGAAGGGAUUAAUCAGGCCCAAGUUCUCACCAAAACAAUUAUUGCAGAAGAUCAACUACCUCGCAGAAUAGAAGAAUUAGCUGAACUACCUGCUCCCAAAGCUAUUCACGAAGGUGUUAAAAAGGCUAUUUUAAGUGCAAAUGUCUUUGAUACUGAACAGAAAAAAUUACCAAAAAAAAAGGACAAAGAAAGACCUGCAUACAACUUUCCAAGAAUAUUAGGAAUCACAGACAGAAGGAGAAAUGAAAUUUUAACAAACAGAUUGAUACAACUAAUUGAAAAGAGUAGUGACAUAGACAUCACACAAAACAAGUAUGUAAUAAAUAAUGUUGAACACAGAUCUGUGUUUGAUAAAGAAGAAGAAUUGAUCCAGUUCCAAGAUGUUUCAAAUAUAUUGGUGACAAGCAAUAAGCCACUGAAACAUGAUUUGGACACUAGCGAUGUGCCAUUUAUUGAGAUACCUGAUCUUUUUCCUGUAAAGCACACUGUCACAUUACCUCCUGAGCAUUUCUAUGAAGAGAAGAGUCGAUAUCCCAUUCUACCAAGUGUUUUAAAAAAGUACCCCCACACCACCUGGCUGCAUUUCAAUGAGACUGAAGUUAACAACAUUUAUGAAACACCUGUCACACCAGCACAAAUCCUUGGAAGAUCCUUGACUCAUGCAUUCACCGUGGCAUCAGCAUUUGCCAAACAACUUUAUGGGGAAGACGUAAAAGAUUUACAUGAGCCUAUUCAUUUGAACUGCAUUCAAACAGAUGGGAAGCGCUUUCAUUUUGGAGUGUUUGAGCUGAAUACAUUAAACGUUGAUGGCAACGAUGGCACAAAGAAUAUAUGGUAUUGUAAAAAUGAUCAAAUAUUGUACGACUCGAGUCGUUAUUUCAGCGGCAUGCCAUCUUUAGAUAAUUACAACCCAAAAGUAUACGGUUACAUUAACGCCUUUUACAAUUGUUAAUACAAACGGUUGAAAUUUAUAGAAACAGUGUAUUAAAUAAUUUAGCUUA
Molecule: messenger RNA, 1458 nt
Organism: Leptidea sinapis
Lineage: Eukaryota; Metazoa; Arthropoda; Insecta; Lepidoptera; Pieridae
Gene: mRpL37
Product: 39S ribosomal protein L37, mitochondrial
Exons: 5
Coding region: 174-1409 (411 amino acids)
Cellular component (GO): mitochondrion
Source: RefSeq, a predicted model, not a curated record